UUCCUCUUCAGUCAUCGAUUCACUUUUUACAUUUUACAUUUUUACAGUAAUGAGAGAAAUAAGUUUAGUUAGCUGUACGGUACUUUAAGUUCCCCAUGUGUGAUCUUAGGUGUUAAGGGAGUCGAGUGAAAGAGAAUGACGGAUAGUCAGCAGCAGUUCUGCUUGCGGUGGAACAAUUUUCAGGCGAAUAUCACGAGCCAGUUUGAGGCGCUUCGCGAUGACGAGGACUUUGUCGACGUUACCUUCGCCUGUGACGGCAGGAGAUUACAAGCACACAAGGUCGUACUUUCAGCCUGUAGUCCUUACUUCAAGGAGCUAUUCAAGACAAAUCCUUGUAAACAUCCGAUAAUAUUCAUGAGGGAUGUUGAAUUCGAACAUUUGCAAUCGCUCCUGGAGUUUAUGUAUGCUGGGGAAGUGAAUAUUUCUCAAGCUGAAUUGCCAACCUUUCUGCGAACUGCCGAAUCUCUUCAAAUCCGUGGCCUCACAGACUCCCAAAGCAAUCAGCACAACAACGAAAAGUUUUCGAAGACGAACAAUAUACACACUUCGAAUGGUCGUGGCCUGACAUCGCCGAGUUUUGAUGACGAGCGCAGUAAAACUCCAUCACCUUCGAGUCCCCCACCACUGAAAAGGCUGUGCAAAAGAAGUGAUUCACCCCAAAAUUCUAGUCCUAUAUCACCACCACCAGCAGCAGCAGCAGCAGCAACAACAUCAGCAGCACCACCACCACCAUCGAGCGGAUCUCGUUCUCGCCCUGCCAUUGAACCCCAUGUUCAACUUGACUGUUACAAAGACGUCGAUGUAGUUGAGCCAAAAAUAGAAUUACCAGAAUAUGGAAGUGACGAUGAAUGUUCUACGAAACCAGAUAUCAACACCUUACCGGGAGGAUUUCUCAGUUUGGAUGGCGGAAUGGAAGUUCUGCCAUCCUAUUCAACUUCCUAUUCAGGGAGCGGAAUUGAGGGUGGAAUGCCGGGACCGUCUCACGGGAGCAGCGAGUUAAACCAGGAACAGCAGGCAAAAAGAGUUCGUCGUGGCAGGCCACGGUUAGGAACGCGAGGUGGAAGACAUAUGACGUCUAUUCAUGGAAAUUCACCAUCUCGAGGUGACUGGUUGCCUCUGGAUAUGAGGACAACUCCACCCACCAUGCCUGCUUUUCGAGGAUUCGAAGAAACCUCUUCGGACGGUGUGGUUCAUUUGGGAGAGGGAAUUGCAAUCUGUGAAGAACAAUUGAGAGCCGUUAAGUGGAGUGAUUAUCGGAAACUGACGAGAGGUCUUGCAGCAAUUUUAUUUAGUCCUACGGAACUAGCGACGUGUUCCGUCACGGGACAACGUUGGAGUCGUGCAGGAACGGCUACAGAACGUCCCGUCAAGCCAGCCCUUGAUAAAGCAAAAGUGCAGGCAAUCAUAUCGUACGUGACAUCGAGAUUCCCUUCGGUGGACGUCAGUAGUGUGAAGCAGGUCCUGGCCUACAAGUGCAAAGAGAAUUCUACGGCUCUCAAGAUGAAGUCGAUUCGGUAUAUAUGCGAGAGGCAGGACACUGAACCUUCAUCCAUGGCCGAGUCGGAGGACAAGUGAGAGGGGGCAAGGGGUGCGUGCGGGGUGCAGUCCACCCUAAUGUUUCGCCGCGUCCUCCCGCACCCUCGUCAUCAACAACGACACCUCCAAAACCCGAACAAUAAUCGGAAUGAGAGCCAGGAUGAGGAGGAAGAGGAAGAAGACGACGAAGACGAGGAGGAGACUCACCAGGACCAAAGUCUCGGGGGCCUAAUGAGAUUGCAUGCCAUUCAUCGCGCCCUCCGAGCCACCCUUAGGGCCGCCACUUACUUGUGAUCAGCUCGUCAUCCUGAUUUUCAACUGGAAAAUGCACUUCAAGCUCUCAACAGCCUGCAAGCUACGGGUUCAAGGUUGGCAUUAAGGCGACAUCCCAAAACUCAAAGAAUGCGAAGCAUUUUCUGAUUAGCCCACGCAAUCUUAUUUUAUCCCAUUUAUUUAAGCGCUAAUCACAAUUUUAGCUCGUUGUUUUUUAAUUCGAGAUUCAAAAUUUGGAAUUUUUAAUUUCGAGAUGUAAAAUUACAUCUCUGUUGGUUGGAAAAAUGAAAGGGAUUUUGAAAAUCCUCUUUUUUAUCGGAGCUUGUUACACUUCUAUUUUAGAGGAAGAAGUGAGACCGAUCGAUUUUUGCGACAGAUGCUAAUGUAACGAUGCAAGACGAAAGGGUCACGAUUUUAGAAAUCUCGCUCGGGCACUUAGUUCCCAGCUCUCUCUCCGGACUCUCAGGCUCGUGAUUUUGCAUUCGCAUUCAAGGCAAACUGCCGGAAACUAUCUCGCGUUAAAAAGCGCUUUCGGUCUUUAAAUUCCUCUCUCAAGCCUCCUUUGGUUUCUUGAACGUGUCAAGAGCUGAAUUUUCUCGUGGUGAGUCCUUUUCAUUUCCGAUAUAUUUAUCGAGUUAGAAAUUUAUGAAAAAUUCAAAAUGCACUUGAAAUUUUCUGCUAAGAAACAUUUAUAUUUUUAUCUCAAAUCCGUAAAUAGAAGACGAACGCUUACAUAUUGUAUAACGUUUUCCUUAAGAUAUUAUGCUUUCAUCGUCUGAGAUAUUAACGAGAUGUAUGAAUAUCUUUUUUUGCCAAGGACAAAAAAAGAGGAAGAAAAACUUAAAGACUAAAAAGGAAAAUUGUAUACGGAUGCCACGAAUUAAAUUGCCAAUCUCCAGAAAUGGAAGAUGAUCCACGAGGAAUAUUCAGUGGGUUCUGACUGCUUCAAUAAAUCCACAAGGCUUUAGCGAAAGAUGCGCAAGGUCUUCGGAAGUUAACUCAGUUCAUGUGUUCUCGGUCUCUGACCGGAUUACUAGUCUUGCGCAGAUUGCAAUUUCCAAUAAUUCAGACACGAUUAAAUAGGUUUUAAUUUUUAACGAACUUAAAGAUAUUCACAAACAUUUUUUUUAAACUAAAACGACAUUUUCUCUAUAAGAAUCCUUAAUUUUACAAAAAAUUUUAAAAACUUGAAAUUCUCCUUUAAUUUUCUCUUUAAAUAAUUUUGAUAUUGAAUAAUGCGAACUUUAAUCUGAUUACGUGUCUGAUAGCUGCGUUUGGCUAUCGGUCUUUGACUUGAAAAAAAGGGGGAAAAAGAGAAAAACUAUGCAUGCAAGGUAUGACGAGGUGUUUUGAAAAAAAACUCGGCGAACCGAAAUCCGAGAUUAAAGUUUAAGGAAAAAGGAUGACGGCCAACGCGAGAAUCCGGCUGUGACGCGCCUCGUUGUACAAGAGCAGAUUUUAUUUGUUUUUCUUACAAUUUAAUUUUUUUCCCUUAAAAAACAAAAAACUACCCUUAUUGGCAAGUUAAGUGCAAUCCUUUUGUGCUUCGCGCCUACCCCAGAUACUUAGUGCAAUAAUUAUCUAUUCUACAUGUAAAAUAAUAAUCUAAGUUAAUAAUUUCAAGUGAACGAUAGAAAAUUUGAGGUUCAACAAAACAGUAUUGUCUGGCAAUACCAAGACGAUCCCACGUUAAUUGAAACAAUUUUUUUUCUUUUUUUUCACGCUUGCAAAAGCAGAAACACUGGGAUUGGAAAUAAAAAAAAAAGAAAACGUGAUGGCGUAUUUUUUUCAACGAGUCAAGGGCUAAUACUUUAAGAAACGGGGUUUUGGUCGCGAAUCUAGCCAGAGAGUCGCGCAUCCGUGUAUUUUAGACGAAUUGGUUGGCUGUGAGUUGCAGAUCAAGGAGGACGAGAAAAAAGUCAAGGACUAGAAAAAAGGGACGACGACGAAAAUGAUGACUACGAUAAUGAAUAAUAAUAAUAAAAACAAAGUUUUGAAAAAUAGUGAGGGCAAACAUAAAAUGAGGGGGUGAAUCAGCCCCCGGGCCCUUCCGGGAUACAAGGGUAGAUUUCACAUAGAUCAGCCUAAUAUAUUAUUAUAUUAAAUAUUUCGAAUAGAUGAAUAUAUAUUAUAUUAUUUGUUGGGAGAGCAUAUUAUUAUAUUACAUACAUAUUUAAUAUAUAUACAUAUAUAUUAUAUAUAUUUAGGAUAUUUAUUUGUUGAUUUGGUGAUAUAUAUAUAAUAUAUGAUUUUAUAAAGGCCGAGAAAACGGGCCUAUAAAUACGUUAUAUGCGAUUAAUCACAUCGACACCACGUGUCAAUAUAUUCAUUUUCGCGCAAUGAUACCAAAAUAUCUCUGUUACCGUCAACAAUCGCGAGUGUCGUAUACGUAACGCUAUUUAACAAGUGAUGAUGCACCAAAAUGCCAACUUUCCUCGCUAUAAGGGCACGAGUAACGGCUUAGUUUUCAUUUACCUACAUAAAUAUAUUAUUUUUCUUCAAUUUUCAAUUUUCUCUAUUAUUUUAAAAUUUAUAUUUUCAAAAAAAUAUAAAUGCUUUUAUUUUUCAAGUUUCUCAAAAAUUGGUUAUGUUAAAUAAUUUUUUUAAAAUAAUAAAAAUUAUUAUUACAGUGUUUUAUUUUAUAAAACUGUUUUCGGAUCUAAAAACAACAUUUGUAUCAAGUGAAUAAAUGUUCUGUUUAUUUUUUACUGUAUCCAUUAUAAAAUGGAAGACUUUUAGAAUUUUAAUAUUUAAUGACUUUUGUUAUUUUAUUUUGGUCUCAGGUUUAUGGCUGGACUGACGAAAAAAAUGUGAUUUUUAAAAAGCAUGUGUGAAUAGUGCAAUAAUAAAGUAAAUUUAACAAAUUUUAUAACUAUAAACAUUUGUUUUAUCUUUCGAAAAGUUUUAUCAAACUUUCAACUUGCAGAUAAACAAAAUUAUUUAUAAAUAAACGAACAUUAUAACUUAUUUAAUAGACAAUUAGAUAAUUUUAUUCGCCUAUUGUGUUAAAUACGAGAAUAUUAUUUUUAGUAUUAGACAAAUAUUUGACAUGUUUUAAAAAUAUUUUUCUAAACUUAUAAACUUGAUGUUUCUGAAUUCCAUUUUAUUUGUUCUCGAUUUGUUUUUAUUAAUAUAUACCUACAAACUAUUCAAAGUUUAAUGAAAACUAAUAGAAAUUUUAUAUUAGAACAAAAAAGAAUGUUUAUAUUUAAUAGUAUAUGAACGUGAGAAUUUGAGAAACUGAAAAUAAAAUCGCAUUUUCAAAGGUGUUGAUUUAUUAACACAAGUUGUUAAUUUCUAUUAUCUGCGGUUAUGAUAUGAAUUAUUAUUUUGUUUUAAUUUUAAAUAAGUAAGCUUAAUGUGCCAUUAAAACUAAGUCUUUGAACAAUAAUAGAGAAUAUUAUUACGUAGUUUAAAGUCGUUAACAUUAAUUAAGAAUUAAGAAAGAAUUAAAUUUUAUUUUAAUUAUUAAAUUUUCAAACUAGAACAUUUAUUCCAUAUAGUAUAUUUUAAUUAUUGUAAGAAUGUUAAUUAUACAUAUAACAGGAGAGCUAAUUUUCCCCGUUCCACAGUUGGUUUACCUACUAGUUAAAAACACUAACUUUCAAUCCGUUGAGUCGUCCAAGUCUUCGCAUUAGGAGAAAAUAAAUUUUUCCUUUCUAUUAUAAAAAUUUACACUUUUUGUUAAUUAUAUUCCAAGAUUUGAAAUAAUUAAAUUUUUGUGAAAUAAAAAAAAGUUUUCAACUCAAAAGAAAAUACUGAUUAUUUGAAGCCAUAAAUAUCCGUUCCUCGGUCCCUUGUGAGUCGAGAGAAUUCUUAAUAGGGAUUAACGGUGUCGUUAUUGUUACACGAGAUUUCCUUGACGAUUUGUUGUUCUGAAAAGAAAGCUCUAAGCGAAGUAGAAUUAUUAAUAUGAUCGAGCACGUGAGGGUCAUGGCUGCACUUAGAAGUGAAAAAAUUCAUUUGUACGAACAGUUUCAUUAUCGAGUAAUCCCGCGCGUAGUUUUGUCGCUCUCGCAGAGAACGUUUGUAAAUAGCUAUACCAUAUAGUAGGUACGACGACUUCUUCGAGCGAUAAUAAAAGUUUUGUGAUGGUGAGUUUGCGAUUUGGGCUCUUAAGACCCGUUCGCGUAUACCAAGCGCCUAUAUAAUGGAUAGUUCAUACGACUAGUGAUCGAAAUGCAAUCGAACGGAGAACGAGACCCUAAGACACACAAAACCACUAAACAAAUUCCAUUCCAAUCAGAGUUCGAGGCGAGAAUAAACCCACGAUAGGUUCAAUUUACCAACUUGACAAAUUGUUCCCAUUUCGCUCACUGAUUCUCCACUUUAAGAGUUUGUCAAUAUAAAGGAGAGAUCAACGUAUUUAAUUGCCUCUCGCUAAAUUCAAUCUUUUCAAAAUUAAUUUAAUUACUCUUUUCUCAUAAAUGAAAAAAUACGUAUUUCUCAAUUUUUUUUAAGAAUUCAAAUCAAGUUUACUGCAAAAAAAUGGACACAUUUUAUUUUGAAAACGGCAUUAAGAUCCAAGUACUUUCAUUCUUUAAAGUCUAUUGGGAAUUUUGCGUGAAAAAAGUCUCAUCUGCUGGCAGACAAUUUUCAUUACGGGAAAUUGAUUAAAGUGCAUGUUUUCAUCAAGUGAAAUUGUUUUGAACGAAGAAUCGUUUGAGAAGAAUUUUGUGGGUUGUUAUUGAUCCUCAAAAUAAAUCGUGCGUACUUUACUGGCUAUAUUUUAUUGUAGUGUAACGAGCAUUUUAUCACAAGUGGCCUGCCAAUAACCGACGAUUGAGACUGCUAGAAUUGCUAAUAUUGCAUCCAAGCCAAUUGGGUAUUCAAUCGUAAAAGUGUAAACUGUUUGAAGAAAACGAUUCCCUCAAAGAAAAGACAUUCAUACAUAUUUGAAAACUAUUUUCCUUUCAUUCUUAUGUCACUGUGUCUGUGGUCUAUUUGUUAGACUUAUUCGAGAUUUUCAGAAGCAUUUUCUUUUCAUUUUCAAAAGACGUAUAUUUUGUCAGGACAAUUUAUUCAGAUUAGAAACACAAUUUUGACGUAACAUAUGUCAAUUAAAUAUUUAUUAGCGCAUGACUGCUGAAAAUUUAAAAGUCUGCCAGUAUUUGACUAAAAUUUUCUUUCGAAAUUUCCCUCUAUUAUGGAACGCAUGAAUAAGUUUUAAAAAUCGUUAGUUAGAAUUUUUAUUUGAUGUAAUUAUUUUUAAGCCCAAUUUUUUUUUUUUUUGAUAAAAUUAGUUUAAUGAUAAUUCUGCAAAAUAAUAAUUUGAACAAAUAAAAAUUCGGCUCAAAAAUAACGAUGUCAAAUGAAAUUGUAUAAAAUGAAAAUUCUAAUUAAUGAUUUAUAGACCUUAUUUGUGCUUCCCGCCGAAUUAUUAUUCAUAAACUUUUCAUCUUCUGUCAGUUGCAAUGGAUGCGAGAAAAAAUAUAUCGGCUUAAACAGUUAAAAGAAUUUUGAAAGAGUGAGUUGUCGCCGGAACCCCUUCUCCGUUCGAUAGGAUAUAGAGAAAUAUUUAUGCAUACUUUUACCUGUAUAUUUAGAUAUAUACCAAAAUAGUUUCCAACGAAUUGGUUUAGGAUCGACGAGAAGAAAUAUUUCAACCGAUAGGUAUAAAACAUAUUAGGUUUUAAAGUCUAACGAGAAGGAGUGAGGUCACUCGACACAAGUAACAUACUCCAUGCCUUACGAUAAUAGAUAAUAUGAGUAAAUUAAGGAUAGAUAGAAAUAUUUAAGUAGAGUUAAUCUUAAAAUUAAGCACUUCUCCUCUGGAACACUACUGUGUCCAAUUAAAAUUCAAUCUACGAGUCAAAAACCAGUGGUCGGUUAUUAAUAUUUAGAAACAUUUUAUUUGAGGAGCAAAUUUUCAAAACCUGAUAAAUCCAUAUUUUCUUAUUUCGAGAAAUUGAAACAAAUGACUUUUCUCACAUAACCACUGCAGUUACUUUAAAAAUAUAAAAUUUGUAAUAGUUUAAUUCUAUAACAAUGUUUUUAUAUUCAAGACGAUCUGUUUUUAAUUAAACUUUAUCAUAAUUUAAAGAUUUACAAGUAUUGGUAAUUUUUUUUAAUAAAAAACAUAAAAAUUAUAACUCAUCUUGGUUAUGUCCAAAAGUUUUUGAAUUGAAAAUUCGUUGUUAACAAAUUUUUUUUCUUAAAUUUAACAGCGACAGGAAGAUUUGUGAGGUCCUUAAAAUAUUAAAUUUAUGUUUAUCUCCAUUUUUUUGAAAAAUGGAUUUAUCAGAUUUUGAUAUUUCGACUUUCAAUUUUCAUCAAUUUAUAUAUAAAAAUGCAAAAAAAGAAGAAGAAACCCCUAAUUGUAAUUGCAAAUGACUAAUUAGAGAUGAAAAUUAUAACCAAUGACAUUUCAUUUCUUUACAAUCAACCACCUCUACUUUUGGCUCGCAUUUUGAAAUUAGUGCGCAUCGUUAAUGUAGAAAAUGGUGUUAAUUAGAGCGAGCGACGUUGCCUCGAGUAAACAUCGACACGGGAAAAAAAAGAUGAUCGGCAUUUGAUGACUGCUUUUAUUUUGCACCUAAAACUUGUGCAAUUAUUACAACUCAGUGAUAAAAAGAAGAAGAAAAUAUUAUAAAUAAAUUUGAAUUCCAAAAAAGUUUACAUUUGAGUUGACAAAAGGGCAGUAUUUAAAAAAAAUAUUGGUUAGAAAUCACCUUUUAAACUAAAACACCAAGUUUGUAAAAAUUGUCAUUUUAUUUAUACAUUGAUAAAAAAUUUAAAAGAAAAAAAAUGGUAAUUUUCAAAUGUAUUUUUUCUACUUUCCGCGAAAAUCUGCAGGUGCCUAAUUUGCAAAACAAAUUCACUCGAGAAAAGACGAGCAGAAUUAUAUCGAUUCGGCCAAGAAUAAUAAAUAACGCGAGUUUAACGAUGCAUUUGGAAUACACUUACGUAAAUCGUCUAUAUUGAUAUGCCAGGAGAAGAGACGGAAAAUUUGUUCAACUUUUAACGAUGCGAGGAAAGGCUAUUUGUCUCAAACAUUGCUUCGUAAUUCACAAGAGUCUCGUUUUGUAUCGAAAGAAGGAAAGAAAUGAAAAACAGAUCAGUGAAUUUUUCUUUCUUUCUUUUUUUUCUGCAUAAAACUUGAAAGAGGAAUGUCUGACUCUGAGAUGGAAAAGAUGAAAGAGAUUGUUGGGGUUUCCAAUUUUUUUUGCUUGGACCAUUAGUUUGAAAAAAGGAUGUACGAAGGAGCAGUCAAAAAAGAAAAAGGGCAAAUAAAAAAUACAUCUAACAGAUGUUUAUAGUAUAUACGAACAAUCUUUGCUGUUACGAUUUAAAAGUAAAAGAGGUCAAAGGGCUUUUAAAAUUGGAAUCCCUUUGAAGAGAAAAUCGAAAGUCUUUUGAAAGUGAAGCUCUUUGAAAAUGCCUUUAAUUCCUAUUUGCGAUGAGCUUACUAACGAACCAAAAAAUGCCAAAUGCACCAAAAAGCACUUUUAAUAGCUAACUCCAAUUUUAACAUAAUCCAUAAUGAAUACAGUAUUUCCGAGAAUCAGAAAUGCACCAAAUGUUAUUAAUGAACACCUUUGUUUUCAAUAAUUUACUCUAUUUACCAGAUGUUUAUUGUAAAGUCUAACUUGUUGUUUUUCUAGUUAUACAUAUAGACAAACACUGUCGAGUACGUUACAUGUGCCUAUAAGAUGACGAUUAAUUAAGAAAAAGAUUAAUUAGAAGAAUUCAUUUAAAAAAAGAUCCCUUUAUAGAAAAGUUCAUUAAAUAUAAGAAGGAAUCAUUAUAAAAAAAUCCUGUGUCUAAAUUUUUUCCCAAAAGUUUGUUUUACUAUUUUCUUUUUUUUAAAUUUAACAAACGUUCAAUAAACAAAAUUUAAUUUCAAAAAACAAUACUAUUUUACAAAUUUUUAAUCAAAUUAAAAACAAAAUUAAUAAAUGAAAAAAAAUAAGUAAAAUAAAUAGCAUACUCAAUGAAAGUUUGAAAAAUAUUCUAGCGUAAAAAAAUAUAAAAAAUUAUUUUUAAAAAAUAAUUAAAUAUAAAUCUCGUUUAGAAAGAAAACGAAACUGUACACGUAGGAUUUGAGAAAAACUGUUUUGUAUUUCUUUUUUUUUUUUAAAUUUAUAGUUGUGGCUUUAACGAUCCCGAGAAUAAUAAAGAAAAUCGGGAUAUUUUCUUAAAGAAACGACUAUAAAUGAAAAUAAAAUUUGAAGCGUGAGCUCUUUCCUUUGCUGUUCUUUAUCGGUAUCGUAAUUAAUUUAACUACCAUAAGUUACUUCGGAACGUGAGUUAGAAGUCCUUUAGACGAGUUUCUCUGAUAGGUAUACAGUCGAUCAGUGUCAAUUGUUAAAAAAGAAAAGAAAAAAAAGGAAAGAAAAUAUUUUAUUCAUCUAAUGUUUUUCGUUCUUCGAGCCAAUUCAAUGCGGAGAGCUUAACUAAAAAAAUUUCUCCAUUUAUUUAGACGAAUUAUGAAUAACUUUACUGUACAGAUUAUAAGCAAUAAUUUUGGUGUACCUUUUUUGUUAAAGUACUAAAAUACUUUGCUCUUUUCGCAGAUAAGCUUGUUGAUUCAAUUGCACUUGUUUUUCGUCUGAAAAAAAAGUUUCCUAACAUUCUUUUUAUUUUAAAAACAAUUAUUUGUUUUUUUAAAUAUAUAAAAAUAUUUUUUCAAAAUUUUCUUAAUCUUUUAAUACAAAAAAGGAACCUUUUCAAAGUUAUUCUUUAUAAAAUUAUGCAUCUAGAGAAAAGAUAUACUUUUCUCAGAGCCAAAUAAAUAUUUAUUUUGUUUUAAAUAAACGCCGAUAAAAUAUUUCUCUGGGUGUGAUGUAAAAUAUUUAAAAUAAUAUUUUUUAAAUUGGAUCAGCAAAGCUUUUUUCGCUGAAUUAAUUAGAUGGUGUCGCGUGAUGCUUACAGGUCGAUACAUCGAAUAAUCUCGAUGUGUGCGCCAGAGAACUUAGAGAUCCGCGUUAUAUACCAUUUUUCGUGAUAGCAUCUCAGUACAGAAGGAAGUAUCUCGAAGACAUGUCUUCGGUUCUUCCACAGUUGUGAUAAGUUUAAUUGUCAAGAGCUACUAUAUUAUUAUUAUUAUUAUUAUUAUUAUUAUUAUUAAUUAUUAUUAUUAUUAUUAUUAUUAUUAUUAUUCAGUUGUAGAGCGGCUUAUUUCUUGAUUUGUUGUGUCACUUUGAAUUUCUGUGUUAUUUUUAAUAAAUUCAUGGAUUAUUUCGUU
Leptopilina boulardi is the source of this 10996-nucleotide messenger RNA. Its product is annotated as protein abrupt-like. The transcript is spliced from 9 exons. Gene Ontology annotation, biological process: regulation of transcription by RNA polymerase II. Gene Ontology annotation, molecular function: protein binding; DNA binding. The record is from RefSeq and is a predicted model, not a curated record. Gene Ontology annotation, cellular component: nucleus. Bases 136 to 1575 code for a protein of 479 amino acids. NCBI's taxonomy places the organism in Eukaryota, Metazoa, Arthropoda, Insecta, Hymenoptera, Figitidae.